Haplochromis burtoni (Burton's mouthbrooder) is the source of this 2152-nucleotide messenger RNA. RefSeq names its product arginase 2 (gene arg2). Gene Ontology annotation, molecular function: manganese ion binding; arginase activity. NCBI's taxonomy places the organism in Eukaryota, Metazoa, Chordata, Actinopteri, Cichliformes, Cichlidae. Gene Ontology annotation, cellular component: mitochondrion; cytoplasm. The transcript is spliced from 8 exons. Bases 263 to 1315 code for a protein of 350 amino acids. The record is from RefSeq and is a predicted model, not a curated record.
AAACGCUUAAAAGAAAUUACGCUUUUUAUGGUAGGUGGCAGAGAUUUUUUUUUUUAAUUUUAUGACUGAAUUAAGAGGAGAUCUCUUCGUAUUCGUUGUCGGAGUCACAGUCUCAUAAAUAUUCAGUAGAUUGACGAGUCAUAAAGACCGCCUUUCCUGCACCAACGACACAUUCAGCAUCCUCGGGCGCAACAUCUCACUGAGCUUUCGUCAGACUCCGAGUCGGUUUCAUUGUGACCGGGGCGACUUUUAAUUUCCGAGAAUGGCUUUGAGAGGAGCACUUUCCCGUCUUUCCCACUCUUCCCGUCAUUUCAACCAUACUUACCAGCAAAGCAGAGCUCAUUCGGUGGCCGUGCUUGGCGCUCCGUUUUCAAAAGGACAAAAAAAGAGAGGUGUGGAGCAUGGCCCUAAAGUCAUCAGGGAUGCGGGGCUCAUGGAGAGGCUUUCAAAUUUUGACUUUUCUGUCCAUGACUUUGGGGAUCUGAACUUCCAACACCUGGAGGAGGAUGAGCCCUACAUGGAUGUAAAGUUCCCGCGGACUGUGGGUGCAGCAAAUAAAAAGCUGUCUGCAGCAGUGAGGAAUGCUGUCAGUGCUGGCCACACUCUUCUUAUGCUGGGAGGUGAUCACAGCCUUGCUGUUGGAUCAGUGAGCGGCCAUGCCCAGCAUAGUCCUGACCUGUGCCUUAUCUGGGUUGAUGCUCAUGCAGAUAUCAAUACCCCUAUGACCUCCCCUUCAGGAAACCUCCAUGGCCAACCUGUGGCAUUCAUGCUCAAAGAGCUGCAAGACAAGAUGCCAGAUAUCCCUGGGUUCUCCUGGACUAAGCCAUUUCUCAGCUCAAGAGACCUGGUGUACAUUGGACUGCGGGAUGUUGACCCUGGGGAGUACCAAUUCCUCAAGAGCUUUGGUAUCCAGUAUUUCACCAUGAGAGAUAUCGACAGACUAGGCAUCCAAAGGGUCAUGGAAGUCACUUUCGACCAUCUUCUGGCAAGAAAACAACGACCAAUACACUUGAGCUUUGACAUCGAUGCAUUCGACCCGUCUCUGGCUCCCGCCACAGGAACACCGGUAAAUGGAGGUCUGACCUACAGAGAGGGAAUCUACAUCGCAGAGGAAAUUCAUAACACAGGUCUGCUGUCAGUCAUGGACAUGGUAGAAGUAAAUCCUGACCUUGGGGCAAGUCCUGAAGCUGUGGAGGCUACUGCCACGUUAGCAGUUGAUGUCAUUGCAUCAUCACUGGGACAGACGAGAGAAGGCGCUCACACAUCCAUGGACGAAAUUCCCCCUGGGAAAAACGACACAGAGCUUCGCCUCUAAGGGCAUGAAGCAAAGCUAUGGACUUCAACACUGUCAUCCCUGACCAUUCCACAGAUUUAAAUACAAUACUGCAAAGACUAUAUCUAUUUGAAAGGUGACAGUUUAAAGCUUUUUUUUUUCUUCUGCUGCUUGGUCUUUCACUUUGAAAGCUAAAUUAUGUCGGGAUUCAUGAAACUACGAAAGGGCUUUGCAUAAUCUUUCUUCAUAUUGAUAAUGCUGAGAAACGUCUUUGACAGAAUUUAGACACCAAUACAGCUAUUGGGGAUACAGCAAUACUAACUUAUUUUAUUAUUAUUAUUAUUAUUAUUAUUAUGUGUAAUAACUUGUCUGGCUAUCUCUGAUAGCACACUGCAAACCUCCAAUAAGUGGCUAAGAAAUGAUGGGUGGGUGGUUAAUCUUAGGUGUGCGUUGCCACAGCUGCCAAGUAUCUAUCAUGUUUGGUUUAUGAGAGAAUUAGUGUGCAUCAGCGGUACAAAAAGUAUUGAGUAUGGACGAUUGAAGUUCACAGUCUACUUUAGACUGUUUUGUGGCUGUGCCAGUUAGUUAAAACUAGAAGUAUGCUAUCACUUCUGUGAUAGUUGUAGUUACUGUAUUUUCUUUAGAGUUUACUUUUGUAUUUUUACUGUGAAUCAAUACAUGGACUAUAGUGAUUUGUGCACCACUAUUUCAGCAUCCCUGGAAAAAGUAAUAACUAUUUGAAUCAUUAUGCGUGAACUAAAGUAUGGCUUGUUAUCUAUGUUUAGUUUAAUUUGGCUACUGAAUGACUAUUGUCCUUGUAACAAAGAGCUUCUAUUUUGGUCUUCCUUUAAUAUGAUUAAAAUUUUUUGUUUGUUUCUA